AUGGCCAUGGACGACUUCCUGCGAUCCGUCUGGCUCGCCGAGGAGUCGCAAAUGCUCGCCGCCGCGCACGCCGCCGGUGGCGCGGAUCCGCGCGCGCGAGACAAGGCAGCGGGGCUGCUGCGCGCGCGCUCGCUGCGGCGGCAGAAGUCAGCCGCGGCGCUUCCGCGCGCGCUGACUGCGCGGACCGUGGAGGACGCUAUAGGGGGAGAGCCGGGGGAUGGGGAGGAGGCGAGUGGCGGAAUUGGCAGCAGUGCGCGGAGAGAGGGGGAGGGCGGAGCCGGCGGGGGCGAGGGGGAAGGUGGAGGGGGGAAAGAAGGGGGGCAACUCACUGGAACGGACGGGCGGAUGGGGAGCGUGGGGGCAAAUGGCCGCAGGCUUGCCAUGGGGAUGGGCGUUGGCGGAGGCAUGGGGAUGGGUGGGGGGAUGGCGCCAACUACGUAUGGCGUGGGCGCAGGCAUGGGCGCAGGCAUGGGCGCAGGCAUGGGCGCAGGCAUGGGCGCAGGCAUGGGCGCAGGCAUGGGCGCAGGCAUGGGCGCAGGCAUGGGCGCAGGCAUGGGCGCAGGCAUGGGCGCAGGCAUGGGUGCAGGGGGGCUGGGGGGACUUGCUGGGGCGGGCAUGGUGGCGGCGGAUGGGGUGGGGGGCGGGGGGGAGAGGUGGGGGGGCAGUGAUGGCGGAGGGGGAGGGGGGCAAUCGGAUACAGGCGGGGGGAGUGGGGAUGGAGACACCCUGAGCGGGGGCGUGGGGGGGAGUGCGGGGCGGAGGGGGAGGAAGCGGAGUGGGGAGGGGGGAGGGGCGCCGGUGGAGAGGAGGCAGAAGCGGAUGAUCAAGAAUAGAGAGUCGGCCGCUCGGUCCCGUGCAAGGAAGCAGGUACGGUGA
This is a messenger RNA of Closterium sp. Naga37s-1, 876 nucleotides long. NCBI's taxonomy places the organism in Eukaryota, Viridiplantae, Streptophyta, Zygnematophyceae, Desmidiales, Closteriaceae. The record is from the annotation of a GenBank genome assembly.